This is a messenger RNA of Petromyzon marinus (sea lamprey), 3913 nucleotides long. RefSeq lists its product as uncharacterized. Gene Ontology annotation, biological process: intracellular signal transduction. Gene Ontology annotation, cellular component: intracellular anatomical structure. The record is from RefSeq and is a predicted model, not a curated record. NCBI's taxonomy places the organism in Eukaryota, Metazoa, Chordata, Hyperoartia, Petromyzontiformes, Petromyzontidae.
CCCCCCCCAAUGCUUUAUGCAUAGAACGAGUGCUGCGGUGGACUCUUUCAAUCAAAAACCUGGAGGGGUGGUCACUGGACUGAGUCUAUCCUCAACCCUGAAUUGAAACUCCUAAACAACAACCGCCAAUCGCCACUAAGUGGCGGUGAUGUCACCACGUCGCUUGUACCAGACUAUGUGCACUUUAAGGGCACGCGAAGUGUCGAACGCCCGCUUGCAGGAGGUCACUUGACGAUAGAGGUGCCACGGGUUGACUGAGAUGACUGGCAGAUGCACUACCAGACACACACACACUAGCACGUGGAUACAUAAAAACAGACACAAAGUAAAACGUAUAUUAAUCUCCCCCAACCUUCACCUCUCUAACUUGAAAAAUAGUUUAUUUUUCCUGCCAGUACUGUAUCAUGAACCAUACAAUCCCCAUGACUGAAUGCUCGUGCGUAUCUCUUUUUUUAUUGCGCAUCAAUCGCUACGCACAGACGCGUCGGACGUUUCGCGUGUGUGGAACAAUAACAUUGGGGCACACCUCUGGCAGGCCUCGAUCGUGUGAGGCUUCGUCAUUUCUCUCUCGGCGAAAGUGUAAACGUGGUGCGCUUUGCGCCCGCUGCUGUCCCCACGCACGAUCCGGUUGAACGCAACGAGCGGCCCCGUCACUCUACCGUUGAUGGGGGAAAACUCUGCCCGCUCUAAAUAAGUAACGACGCAGCUCGGCUGUCGGGUUAUUGUAAGCGCAAUGAUGACGGCGCCUCGAUUCAUUUCAGCACCGCGGCCGUUUGUGGCGUCUCGAGUCCGCUUGUGUGCGCGGCUGCUCACAGCUCCGAAGAUCGCUCACCCCGAGCUGAGUAGUAGUCAUGGUUCUGUUUUACUACGUGCAGUCUUACAGCCUCGCGGAGAACGGCAGCAUCGGGAGGUUAGGUUUCGAACCGGCGCGCUGUUUUAAGACGCACGCAUUUAUGUGACUUUGUGUCCCUUAGAGGUAAAGUAGUAUAUAUAUAUUUUAAAUACUACUACGACGUUAAAUGUUUUUUUUUCAUAAAAAAUAUAAAAGUCGCCAACGUGUUCAAAGCUUAAACAGAAUAAAUGUAUGCAUGCCUGAUGAGUGUAUCUUGCAUGCCAGACUAUACUUUUAAAAUGUGAAUGUGAUUUGGAUGCAAGGAUGUUGCUAGAGAGCUUCGUUUGUGCGGAAAUGAGGGGGCAAUGGUCCGUCUUGGUCGUUGGCGCAUCGGCAGCCUUACAGGAAUGAUCAAAUAUUCACGAUCAACUCAGCAUUACAAUACAGUGCCACCGCAAAUCGAGUUUUUAUAUAAUGUAUUUUAACAAAUGUUGCUCGGUUAAUUGGGUUUGAACUUGAACCAAGUGUGGCACUUCAACGCAAAGUACGGUCAUGCGUUGUUGCACUUUGAACUUCUUACAAAACCAAAUACAGGACUGAACACAGAGUACAUUAUUGAAUACAAAGUAAAUGAUUGGUAAAUGCCGAUCUUUUUUCUUUUAUUUUCUCGUCGCAGGUGUUCGAGAGAAGUGAAGAGACUUUCACUCUACAAGAAGUCAGCCGCCUCCGCUGAGCGGGAGCUGCGCUCCGUGGAGUGUGACCGUCGGGACCAGCUCCCCCUGGGCUCCCAUGCAGCAGCAGCAGCAGCAGCCUCAUCCUCAUCCUCCCAGCUAACGACUGCGGCGUGCGCCGCUGCCCCGGAGACAGCUGCAGGAUCGAGCGUGGGAUCGAGCGUGGGAUCGAGCGCCGGGCAUGGGCAGCAGAUGCGUGCACGUCUGGCAGUGUCGCCGCUGCGGACGGAGACUCGCACCGACCACGAGGUGGCGCGUCACGUGAUGCCCCGUCCUUUACCUGUACACGUACAGCCAGUGCUCGCCGUCGAGCCCAAUGCGAGGGCAUCGCUUGAACAAGCAAGGGGACACGUGUCACACGAUUGUGAGCUCAUGACUCAGAAAAUCACCAAACUAUCACAUCAGCUCAAGGUAAACCAAGAGCAUCAGCGGGAUCUCAGCUCGGAGCUUUCUAAGAAGAACUCGAUGAUGCACGAAUACUUGAACAUCAACUCCACGUUGCAGGAGACCACCAUCGACCUGCAGCGAGCGCUCACGGACACCACCCUGGGCAACUGCAGAUUGCAGGAGGAGGUGAGGAGCCUGAGCGAGAGCAACGCCCGGGGCUUGCGGGAGCUGCAGGAGUGCGAGGCGCGCCUGCGCACCGCACAGCGGCGCGGUCAGACCCUGCAGCUGCAGGUGGAAGCGUGCCAGGCAGCCAACGAGAGCGUGAUUCGGGAGACUACGCGCCGCCUCUACGGGGAAUAUUACGCCCAACUGACGCAGCAGGAGAGCCAGCACCGGACACACGUGGCCGAUUUUCUGGCCCGGCAGAUGGAGUACGAAGCGCGACUCCAGCGGGCAGACGAGGCACGCGAGGACACCGAGCGGACGCUGGCCGAGAGCCAGCGGAGAUCCCGUGAGCUGGAGAGGCUGCUCUCUGGCCUGCAGGACGAGAGGGAGCUGUUUCUCAGGCGGCAGGAGGAGGUGGAGUCUGAGCUGUCACUCAUCCAGGCACGGCCGAGUGGCAGCCAGGGCGAGAAGAAGAGGUGCGAGCAGCUGGAAGGCGAGGUGGCCUGCCUGCACGAAAAAAUCCGACAUCUCAACGGUAUCAUCAUCUCCCAGGAUCGUAAAAUAAAGGGUGUGUUAGAAAAGGUGGAGCGCUUGCAGUGGGAGCUGCAGCAGAAGGAUGCCAUGAUUUCGAACCUCCAGCAGAAGGUGGCCACACUGGAGGCCGAGAACGCCGCACUGAAGAGGAGGCUGGAGGAGCAGAGCCGCGCGGCGAAGACGUCCGAGAGGUCGACGCCCAACCUGUCUAUCCCCUCCUACCAGCCCCAUCUCCCACCAGCGUUGACGAGGAGGCAGUGGAGUGUGGAGUCGUCGAGCGAGAAUGGCGACUCGCCCCUGGCACGGCUGAGAAAGCUGAGAGCCAGCAGGAUCCAGCCUGGACCAGGCAGCAAGGAGGCCGAGCGCAACGACUGACGACGACGACGACGAAGCUCCUCCUCGUUCGCACUUCACGAGCAUCGCAGUCUCACCCUCCACCAUGCCACAACCACCUCCCCCCCCCCCCCCCCGCGAUAAACCGCGGUGUGACACACUGUGGAGUUACCGCGCAGACUCGGGCAACCACAUGAUCCGUUAGCGCGUCAUUCUGCGCCAGGGAAAAAAACACGCGGCCAGCCGCGUGGUACAGUGCCCGGAGCCAGCAGCGACAGCAGAGAGGGAAACCUUUAACAGGGCCAGAUACGGCGAGCAGUUGCUGUCGUUGCCGCUAUGGCAGCCGUGCAAGACAGGAAGUUGCUUAGUGUCAGCGUGCGACGGGAGGGGAUGGUCUGUGGUCGUGCCGCGGACUAGAUGAUUAUUUUUAGUCGAUGUAGGCUGGCUGCUUGACUGGCUAUGUGUAUAGAGUGUCCAUAGAGGUGUCAUCCAUUAUCAAAGAAGUGUUAUUAGACAGCUUGAAGUCGGUAGACUACACAUACACACACGCUUGCUCGUAUGCAUAUUUUAUUGUACGAGUCUCAACCCUUCAAAUCUUGACGUGUGCGCUGUGGUGUUGGUGACGCACGUGGCUUUGAGGCUGGGAGAGGUCCCCCAUGUGUGUUGCCGGUUGUGAUUGUUCCCAUUGUGAUUGUUCCCAUUGUUAUUCCCAUUCUGAUUGUUCUCAUUGUGAUUGUUCCCGUUGUGAUUGUUCCCGUUGUUAUUGUUCCAAUUGUUAUUGUUCUCAUUGCAGUUGUUCCCAUUGUCAUUGUUCCCAUCGUGAUUGUUCCCAUUGUGAUUAUUCCGACUACGAUUAUUCCGAAUGCUUCUCUCGUGUUGCUGUUGAAGGUCACUCCAGCUUUUAAUCUGACACCUGAUGGUAACAAAAAAA